Molecule: messenger RNA, 17397 nt
Organism: Oncorhynchus nerka (sockeye salmon)
Lineage: Eukaryota; Metazoa; Chordata; Actinopteri; Salmoniformes; Salmonidae
Product: cadherin-23-like
Exons: 67
Coding region: 357-10466 (3369 amino acids)
Biological process (GO): homophilic cell-cell adhesion
Cellular component (GO): plasma membrane
Molecular function (GO): calcium ion binding
Source: RefSeq, a predicted model, not a curated record
CGGGAGUUGGAACCGGAAAAUAGUCAAAGGCAAGUUCGCGCUGAAAAGAGCAUUUGCUCGUUUCCGUAUCAUAGACAUUAACACCAGGGUCGGAUUUAGCUGUAGCCUAUGCUGAGGUGAAGUUGAAGUGAACAGCCAAAGUCAGGAGCCGACCUUUUCGACUGGAGAUGGAAAAAGUGUUGUCGUGAGCGGGAGAGAAGAAGAGAAGAGAAUUGAAGAGCGAGAGAAAGGGAGAAAAAAAAAAAAACUAACCUACCUAUACUAUAGCCUUAGUGACGCAUCACAGCAGGACAUUUGACAGAAUCUAAAAUCAUUCAACCCAAGACGGACACGGACGAGGCAGUGUGGAGCAGGCAAUGUCGUGGAGUGUGGGUUUCGGUGGCAGGAUGACGGUGGCCAAGCUUCUCCUAUCCUUCUUCAUCCUAAACUCCUUUUGCGAAGCCUCCAACCAGCCUCCACGCUUCCAGAACUACUUUUUCCACUCCUAUCUUCUCAUCUACGAGAACACACCAGUCGGCACAUCAGUAACCCAGCUGCAGGCGGGAGACCCAGACCAGGAGCCCCUCAUUUUCGGGGUAGUGGGAGAGGAGGCCAUGAGGUACUUUGCAGUGGAGAGAGACAGUGGAGUAGUGUGGCUACGACAGCCCUUGGACCGCGAGACCAAGUCAGAGAUGCAGGUGGAGUUCUUUGUGAGUGACAGCCAAGGGGUGGUCAAAGACACAGUGAAUAUUCAGAUAGGAGAUGUGAAUGACAACUCCCCUACUUUCCAUGGCCAGCCAUACACAGUACACAUUGCAGAGAACACUCCAGUGGGCACCUCAGUCUACCAGGUGAAUGCCACAGACCCAGACCAAGGCACGGGGGGCAGUGUGCUCUUCUCUUUCCAGCCCCCCUCUUCCUUUUUCUCCAUCGAUGGAGCCCGUGGUACAGUCACUGUCACCAGGGCUCUGGAUUAUGAGACGACAUCGGCCUACCAGCUCACCGUCAAUGCCACGGACCAGGAUAAGACUCGCCCUCUGUCCAGUCUAUCUAAUUUAGCCAUCACCAUCACUGAUGUUCAGGACAUGGACCCCAUCUUUACCAACCUACCCUACAGCACCAACAUAGGGGAGGACGUCCCACCGGGCUAUGAGGUGCGCAAGAUAAGAGCCAUUGACCAGGAUCUGGGGAGACCGAGAGGCAUCGGCUACACCAUCAUCUCAGGCAACACCAACAGCAUAUUUGCUCUGGCCUACAUCAGUGGCUCUUUGACUGUGAAUGGACAGCUGGACAGAGAGAACCCCCUCUACUCAUCCGGAUUCACUCUAACCGUCAAGGGCACGGAGUUGAAUGAUGACCGUACCCCGACGGAUGCCUCGGUGAUGACCAACUUCACCAUACUGCUGAUUGACAAGAACGACAACGCGCCCAAGUUCAACAGCUCCGAGUACCGAGUGCGUAUCACUGAGCUGGCCCAGGUGGGUUUCGCCCUACCCCUCUUCAUCCAGGCUGAGGACAAGGAUGAGGGAGUGAACAGUAUGUUUCAGGUGUUCCUAACGGGGAACAACUCGGAUCACUUCACCAUUUCACCCACAGCGGUGCAGGGCCGUGCUGACAUCAGGGUGAGGGUGGACGUGCCUCUGGACUACGAGAACAUCCAAAGAUACAGCUUCUCUCUAUAUGCCAAUGAGUCCAUGUCAGAACAUGUGGGUUUUGCCCGUAUCUUCAUUGACCUGAUCAAUGAGAAUGACAACCGGCCCAUCUUCCUUAAAUCCCUGUAUAACAUCAGUCUGCCUGAGAAUACACCCAGAGGAACCUCCCUCCUACGCAUCCAGGCUAUAGACGGUGACUUUGGCACGUUUGGGACAGUGCGGUAUUACUUCAGUGAUGAGCCUGAACAGUUUUCAUUGGACCCUGAGACAGGCUGGGUGCAUCUGUGGGGCAAUCUGGACUAUGAGCUGAUGCGUCGAUUCACUCUGACCGUGCUGGCCCGGGACGGGGGUGGAGAGGAGACCACGGGCAGGCUGUGGGUCAACGUUCUGGAUGUCAAUGACAACACACCCCUUUUCCAGAAGGAGGCCUACAUGGGCUCACUGAGAGAGAACGAACAGGCCGCGCAACAGGUGGCCCGAGUCAGGGCAACAGAUGAGGACUCUCCCCCUAACAACUUCCUGACCUACACCCUCACAUCAGUGUCUGCGUUCCGUGGUUACUUCAGAAUCACCAUGGUGGAGGGCUACGCAGUGAUCAGUGUGAACAGCCCUCUGGACUACGAGAUGGUCCCUGAAGGAAUGAUCUACCUGACUGUGAUGGCUAAAGACGGCGGGAACCCAUCCCUUAACAGCAGUGUCUCUGUCACCGUUGAGCUGUUUGAUGAGAAUGACAACCCGCCAAAGUUCAGCAAGCCGUCCUACCUCGUCAAGAUCCCCGAGAACAUAAUUGCAGGGGCGACGGUUGUGUUUGUGAAUGCCACUGAUCUGGACGCCUCCCGGGAGUUUGGACAGGCCUCACUCAUCUACUCCCUACAGGGCUCCUCCCAGUUCCGCCUCAACACACGCUCAGGAGAGAUAACCACUACAGCCUUACUGGACAGAGAGCUGAAGUCAGAGUACAUCCUGAUUGUCAGAGCUGUGGAUGGAGGGGUGGGGCCACUGCAAAAGACUGGCAUUGCCACGGUGAACAUCACCAUCCUGGACAUAAAUGACAAUUCCCCCAUGUGGCGAGACGAGCCCUACCACGCCAACGUGGUGGAGAUGAGCCCCAUCGACACUGACGUCAUCUCUGUGCUAGCGAUAGACCCAGAUGUUGGGGACAAUGGGACAGUGGUGUACAGCAUCAGCCCAGAGAACCCCUUCUACACCAUCAACAGCAGCACAGGCAAGAUCAGGACCAGCGGGGCCGUGCUGGACAGAGAGAGGUCCAACCCAAAAGACAUCCUGCUCAUGAGGACCAUCAUCGUGUCUGCUGUCGAUCUUGGCAGACCUCCACUGCGUUCCUCAGUCAGCACCACGGUGUACGUCAACUUGCUGGACCUUAAUGACAAUGACCCCAUCUUCCUUAACCUGCCCUUUGUGGCCGAGGUGCCAGAGGGCCUGCCUAGUGGAUCCUCUGUGUUCAAGAUCCAGGUGGAGGACCCUGAUCAGGAGGAGAAUGGUAUGGUUACCAUGGGGCUACUGGUGGGCAUGCCACGCGUUGAUUUUUAUCUCAACACCACCACAGGUGUGCUGUACUCAACGGCAACUCUGGACCGCGAGCAGAUUAGCCUGUACCACCUGAGGAUCGUGGCGUACGACCAAGGGCAGAACCCACGCACCUCCACCAGCACCCUUACCAUCACAGUCCUAGAUGCCAACGACGAGACCCCCACCUUCUUCCCCAAGGUGUACAACGUGUCCCUGCAGGAGAGCGUCCCCAGGGACCAUGUGGUGGCUCGCCUCACCUGCUCCGACAAUGACGCUGGCCUUAACGCCGAGCUCAGCUACUUCAUCACAGGUGGUAACCAGGAUGGUAAAUUCAGUGUUGGCUUCAGAGAUGGUGUGGUUCGGACUGUGGUUGGCUUGGACAGAGAGACACAGGCUACAUACUCACUGGUCAUAGAGGCUAUCGACAAUGGUCCAGCAGGCAGCAGGAGGACAGGCACAGCCACAGUGUUUGUAGAAGUACUGGACGUGAACGACAACAGACCCAUCUUCCUCCAGAACAGCUACGAGACCAGCAUACUGGAGAAUGUCCCCAUAGGAUCCAGCAUCCUGCAGGUGCAGGCCACAGAUUCAGACCAGGGGGAGAACGGCAGGGUUCUGUACAGGAUCCUCUCUGACAACAGUAAGGGUCUGUUCAGAAUUAAUGAGCUGUCGGGGCUUGUGAUGCGGGGCCAAAGGGCUCUGGACAGAGAGAGCAGCAGCUCCCACGUGCUGGAGGUGGAAGCCUACAACAGUGACCAGGGCAGGAUGAGGAGCUCCGUACGGGUGAUAGUGUAUGUGGAGGAUGCCAAUGACGAGGCACCAGUGUUCACCCAGCAGCAGUACAACCGCCUGGGUCUGAGGGAGACCGCUGGCAUUGGCACCUCUGUCAUCGUAGUACGAGCUACAGACCCCGACACUGGUGACGGCGGGGCGGUGGCCUACGCCCUGGACUCCGGCUCUGACCGUAAGUUUGAUGUGGAUGUGAGCACGGGCCUGGUGACCACUGUAGACUACCUAGACUACGAGACCAAGACCAGCUACCUGAUGAACGUGUCGGCUACCGACCAGGCGCCACCGUUCCACCGUGGCUUCUGCAUGGUCUAUGUGACCUUACUUAAUGAGCUGGACGAGGCAGUGGCGUUCUUCUCUGCGGGCUACGAGGUGUCACUCCUGGAGAACAUUGCCACAGGAACGGAGGUGGUGCAGGUGCAGGCACAGUCGGCGGACAACCUCAACCAGCUGUCGUAUCGCUUUGACCCGGACACAUCGCCAGCCGCCCUUGCCCUCUUCAAGGUCGACAGUAUCACGGGCCGUAUCACAGUCACAGGGUUGCUGGACAGGGAGAAGGGGGACCUCUACACCCUGACUGUAGUGGCUGACGAUGGGGGACCCAAUAAAGACUCCACUGUGGUGUCAAUCACCAUACAGGAUGAGAAUGACAACAGUCCAGAGUUUGAUAUCACAUCUGAUUCAUUGGUGGAGAUUCCAGAGAACACACCCAUCGGGAAGAGAGUGGCUGUGGUGCUUGGGCGCGACAAAGAUGCCGGGAAAAAUGGACUGGUGUACUUCAGGCUGGUGGCAGGGAACAUGCAGGAUGUGUUUGAGAUCCGGACAGUGAACCACACCUAUGGAGAGAUCUACGUCAACUCCCCUCUGGACCGAGAGUCUGUUGACCGCUACCUGCUCAAGGUGCGUGCUAUGGACAGCGGUGUGCCUCCCCGCUACAGAGACCUCCCUCUAAUCAUCAACAUCCUGGACAUCAAUGAUAACACACCCAUCAUUGAGAGACAGGUGGGCUACAAUGUCAGUAUCAGCGAGAAUGUGGGAGGCGGUACGUCCGUCCUGCGCGUGGUGGCCACAGACCGUGACAUCGGGCCCAACGCCAUGCUCUUCUACUACAUCACCUCGGGUAACAAUGAUCUCACCUUCCGGAUGGACCGCAUGACCGGUGAGAUGGUGACACGACCAUCCCCACCUGACCGUGAGCGCCAGCAGGAGUACCGGCUGAUCAUGAUGGUGGAGGACGACGGCGCGCCGUCACUAUCGUCAUCGACUACCAUCUACGUGCGUAUAGUGGAUGAGAACGACAACGCGCCAGAGUUUCCAGAGGAAGAGUAUGUGACGGUGCUGAGCGAGGGCCCCAACACCGUGGGUGCCAUUAUUGCCACGGUAACCGCCAUCGACCCAGACGAGGGCCUCAAUGGCACCCUGCGAUAUGCCAUCAACCACGGAAACCUGGACAUCACCUUCCACAUCAAUCACACUACCGGACGGAUUGUUGCAGUGAAGGAGCUGGACUUUGAGAUCAGCAAUGGACACUACGCACUUAUCGUCACAGCAACGGACCAGUGUCCUAUCCAUGCCCUCCGCCUGACUUCCAGCACCACGGUGUUGGUGAAUGUCCUGGAUGUGAACGAUGUGACCCCCACAUUCACCAAGCCCUAUGAGGGGCCCUUUGAGAUAACAGAGGGCCAGCCGGGGCCUCGGGUCUGGACCCUCAAGGCCAUCGACCAGGACUCUGGGCUCAACGGCAAAGUGGAGUACAGCAUCACUGCCGGAGACCCCCAGAAUGAGUUUGUGGUAUCUCCAGUGGAGGGAGAGCUGCGUGUGAGAAGAGAUGUGGAGCUGGACAGAGAGACCACACCCUUCUACAACAUCACUGUCAUGGCCAAAGACCUGGGCAACCCACCACGCAUCAGCAUUGUGGUGGUGGGUGUCCAUGUGCUGGACAUCAAUGACAACGACCCCAUUCUGUUGAACCUGCCCCACAACACCAGUGUGAGAGAGGGGGCGUCCAUCCACACCUUGGUGACCACGGUCCAAGCACGAGACAUGGACAGUGGACGCAAUGCCCUGCUCACCUACAACAUCACUGCCGGAAACCACGAUGGAGCUUUCUACAUCAAUGACACUACAGGGAUGGUGCAGGUGAACAGGCCUCUGGACAGAGAAAGGGUGGGGGAGUACAGACUGACCAUCACUGUUAAAGACAACCCUGAGAAUCCCCGCAUCGCUCGCCGGGACUCAGACAUGCUGGUGAUCACAGUUCUGGAUGAUAAUGACAACAGGCCCAUAUUCACACAGACCAGCUACCGGGCUGAGAUCACUGAGAACUCCCCCUCAGGCAGUGCUGUGUCAGUGUUGAAUGGACCAGUGUUGGCUGAGGACAAAGACAUUGGGCCCAACGCUGUGGUCAGGUACCGUCUGCUGGGAACAAGACUGGACCUCUUCACUGUGGACUCUGAUACAGGUGUAGUUCGUGUGCGACAGAAGGCUCUGUUGGACCGCGAGGCGUUUGUGGAGCCGCGGGUGGAGCUGCUCCUGGUGGGGGAGGAUGUGGGAGGACUCAACAGCAGCGUGCCCCUCACUGUGACAAUCAUGGACCAGAACGACAACCCUCCUGUCUUUAACCCCCCCAGCCUCACUGUGCACCUCCCUGAGAACAGCCCCACUGGUGUGGUGGUGACCCAGCUGUCCGCCAGUGAUGCUGAUUCAGGCUCUAAUGCCUGGCUGCUUUACCGGCUGGAGAGCGGUGCCCAGGACCGCUUCGUAGUUGACUCCCUCUCUGGUGCCGUCCUGGUGGGAAACUCCACCCUUGACCGCGAGGAGCGUGGCUCCUACCGCCUGGUUGUCGUGGCUACUGACCGUGGCACACCCUCAUUGUCGGGCACGGCUACCCUGUCGGUCAUCCUGGAUGAUGUCAACGACUCACGACCACGUUUCCUGGAACCCGUGACAACUAUUAACAUAAACGAGUCUACACCACCGGGCGUGGUGGUGGCAACGCUCACCGCGAAGGACCCUGACCUACGACCCCGGCUGGAAUAUUACAUCAUCUCUGUGGAGGCGAAGGAUGAUGGAAAUAACCCUGUUGGUGGGCUGCAAGAGUCAUUCGGCAUCGAUUUCCACACGGGUGCUGUGUUUGUGCGUAACCCACUCAACAGAGAGCUGGUGGCCACCUUUGAGAUUCUUGUGUCGGUGCAUGACAACGCCAGUGAUGUCAUUGACAUGUCAGUCAGCGUACCUAAUGCGAGACUGAUAGUGAACGUGCUGGAUGUGAAUGACAACGCCCCGCGGUUCAGACCCUUUGGAGUGGCCAACUUCUCAGAGAAGAUUCUGGAAGGUGCUCAGCCAGGCACCACUCUGCUGUCCGUGUCAGCUGUGGACCCAGACAAAGGCCCUAACGGACAGGUCAUCUACCAGCUGCUACACCUUCCCAGAGGGGACUACCUCAGACUGGAGGAUCCAUCAACUGGUAAGAUCGUAGCCUACCGGACGGUGGACUUUGAGCAGGUGCAGUGGCUGAACUUCACAGUGAGAGCCCAGGACCACGGCAGUCCACCCAAAGUGGCUGAGCUUCCUGUCUACCUGCGUAUAGUAGAUGUCAAUGAUAACAACCCUAUCUUUACACAACCCUCUUACCAGAAGCCAGUGUUUGAGGAUGUUGACUUGGGCACGGUCAUAGUGAGAGUCAGAGCCACAGAUGCAGACUCUGGCCUCUUCUCUGUCAUCGAGUACAGCCUAGUAGAUGGAGAGGGCAAGUUUGGCAUCACUCCCUCCACUGGUGACAUCUACAUUCUGUCUCCACUGGACAGAGAGACUAAAGACCACUUCACCCUGACAGCCAUCGCUAGGGACAACCCUGGCGGCAGCCCCAACAACCGACGAGAGAACUCUGUUCAGGUCUUGGUGACCGUUCUGGAUGUGAAUGACUUCCGUCCGCGUUUCUCAGAGCGGGCCUUUGAGACCAGUGUAUUUGAGAACGAGCCCAGUGGGACGUCUGUGAUCACGCUGACUGCCACUGACUUGGACGAAGGGCAGAACGGCCUGCUCUCUUACAGCAUGCAGGGCCCGGGGGCAGAUGCCUUCUCUCUGGAUGCUGACACAGGUCUGGUGCGUUCUCUCCGUCUGCUGCAGUCCUUUGAGCACUUUAACUUGACGGUGGUGGCUACAGACCAGGGAAGACCACCCCUCUGGGGCACCGCCACCUUACACAUCAUCAUCAUAGACGUCAACGACAACAGGCCCAUGUUCGUCAGGCCCACCAACGGCACCAUCAUGCACAUCAUGGAGGAGCAGCCCCCAGGCCUGCUGGUGUAUGAGGUGUUUGCGACAGAUGGGGAUGAAGGGGUGAAUGGAGAGGUGCGCUAUGCCUUCCUCCAGACAGGAGCUGGGAACAGAGACUGGGAUAACUUCCACAUUGAUGCUAUUACAGGAGUCAUCACCACCGCCAUCAAACUGGACCGAGAGAAGCAAGCCCUGCACAGUCUGAUUGUUGUGGCCUAUGACCUGGGUCAGCCCGUGCCUUAUGAGACCACCCAGCCCUUACAGGUUGCGCUGUUGGACAUUGAUGACAACGAGCCUGUCUUCUUUAAGCCCCCGCGAGGCAGCCUGCCGUACCAGACUCUGUCUGUGGCAGAGCACUCUACUCCAGGGACAGUAGUGGGUAACGUGACAGGAGCUGUGGACGCAGAUGAAGGCUCAAACGCUGUAGUCUACUUCUUCAUAGCAGGGGGAGAUACUGAAGGUAACUUUGGCCUGAGCCCAGGGGGCGUACUGAAGGUGAAGAAGGAUCUGGAUCGUGAGGACAUCUCAGUGUACUCCAUCAUCAUCAAGGCCUCCAGCCACAGGAACUGGGCCCCUGCACGGGGUCAAACGUCAGCCUGGGGAAGAGCACUUGACCCCAGCCGUGACCCAACCCUGCAGGAGGUCAGAAUCUACCUGGAGGACAUCAACGACCAGCCACCACGCUUCACCAAGCUAGAGUACACUACAGGUGUGGCUGCUGAUGCCAAGGUAGGCUCAGAUCUGAUUCGGGUACAGGCCAUAGACAACGAUGUAGGGAACAACAGUCUGGUGCUGUACCAUGUCCUGUCCAUCCGCUACAUUAAACUCCAGUCCAAUGACACUGAGGACAUAGGAAACAGCUUCAUCAUAGGAGAGACAGAUGGGAUCAUCCGUACCUAUGACCUGUUCACGGCUUACGACCCGGGCUACUUCGUGGUGGAGGUGUUGGCACGGGACCUGGCGGGCCACAGUGACAUCGCCAUGGUGGGCAUCUACAUCCUGCGGGACGACCAGCGGGUGAAGAUCGUCAUCAACGAGAUACCAGAGCGGGUACGACAGUUCCAGGAGGAGUUUAUCAACCUGCUGUCCAACAUCACCGGAGCCAUUGUCAACACGGACGAUGUGCAGUUCCACGUGGACAAGAAGGGCAGAGUGAACUUUGCCCAGACAGAUGUGCUCAUACACGUGGUCAACAAGCACACCAACCGCAUCCUGGAUGUGGAAAAGGUGAUUCAGAUGAUUGAUGAGAACAAGGAACAGCUGAAGAACCUUUUCAGGAAUUACAACAUCCUGGAUGUCCAGCCUGCCGUCAGCGGGAGAGCACCUGAUGACCUCACUACGCUACAGAUGGCCAUCAUUAUCUUAGCUGUGUUGCUCUUCUUGGCAGCCAUGUCAUUCAUCUUCAUGAACUGGUACUAUCGCACAGUACACAAGAGGAAGCUGAAAGCCAUUGUAGCAGGAUCCACAGGGAAGCAAGGUCUCAUGGACAUCCUGGAUUUGCCCAACACCAAUAAAUACUCAUUUGAGGGGGCGAACCCUGUGUGGCUAGACCCGUUCUGUCGGAACCUGGAGCUAGCUGCCCAGGCAGAGCAUGAAGACGACCUGCCGGAAAACCUCAGUGAGAUCACUGACCUGUGGAACAGCCCCGUGCCUACUCACGGAACAUUUGGCCGCAAGCCUCAGGCCAAGCCUGAGGAUGACCGUUACCUGAGAGCAGCCAUCCAGGAGUAUGACAACAUCGCCAAGCUGGGCCAGAUCAUGAGAGAGGGGCCCGUUAAGGGCACAUUGCUCAAUGUGGUUCUGGACGACUACCUGAGGCUCAAAAAGCUCUUUGCAGCCAGACUGGUCACCAAGUCGACCAUCCAAGGCGACCAAUCGUCAGUCACAGAGCUGAUCCAGAGUGACCUGGAUGAUGACGAGGAUGAGCGAGUGGGCAUGGGUGGCAGCUGGGGUACGCUGCGCUUCAAACACAAGCUCCCCAUGGAGAUGAGGGGACCCGACGGCGUGCACGUUGUUCACGGCAGCAUGGGCACGCUCCUGACCUCUGACCUCAACAGUCUGUCUGAGGACAACCAGCUGGCCCUGGCGCGCUCCAUGGAGGCGCUUAACGCCACCGACAGGGGGCUGUACACCGAGCGCAAUGCCCGUACUGAGUCGGCCAAGUCCACGCCGCUGCACCACAACAACAAGGUCGAUGAUACACUGUCCCAGAGCCCGCUGGAGAUCACGGAGUUAUGACUAGCCUCGCUGGUCUGAGAAGAUCCACCACUGAGUGGAAUGUCCUCCUGUCCCCCUGACUCUUCCUCUAUCCUCUCCUCAUAGACUGAGUGUCAGACACUGACCACUGUGACCAGUAUACAGCCAGGAGAGAUUUGGGAAAGCGGGCAGAGGGCCAGGGGUUGGAGGAGGUGGAGUGUGUGUAUAGUCUGGGAACUUCAAAUGCCAGUGAAGAUCUUUGUGAGCCAUGGAAGGUAUGUGUAAGGGAUUUUAAUUUCAUUUAAUGCCUGAUGGUGGAUCAAAUGCAUAGGCCUGUGUGUCAAUUGAAGACCUGGAACAUAAAAUAGCAAAGCAAACUGAAAGACUUCUAAGAUAAAACAUUUUGAUAAAUAGGACAUUAUGGCCAGCUUAUCUCUUGCAGGAUAUUAUUUGGUCUCUUACACAUUCAGCUAAGAUCCAGGUGCCCAGCUAACAACAUUCCCACACUUUUAGAGAACAUUCCGUUAAGAGUCUCAUUAGAUCAUUACCCAGUGGUGUAAAGUACUUAAGUAAAAAUACUUGAAAGUACUACUUUAGUCAUUUUUGGGGGGAUAUCUGUACUUUACUUUUAAUUUUCUUUAGUAAUGUAGUGAAGUUAAAGUGUGUAUUUUUUGCUCCAUACAUUCUCCCUGACUUCCAAAAGUACAUUACAUUUUGAAUGCUUAUCAGGACAGGAAAAUUGUCUAAUUCACACAAUUAUAUCAAGAGAACAUCCCUUGUCAUUCCUACUGCCUCUGAUCUGACUAAACACAUGCUUUAUUUGUAAAUUAUGUCUGAGUGUUGGAGCGUGCCCCUGGCUAUCCACGUUUUUUUUUUAAGUGCCGUCUGGUUUUCUUAAUGUAAGGAAUUUGGAUACUUAAUUAUAUUUAAAACCAAAUUAUUUUAGACUUUUACUCAAGUAGGAUGUUGCUGGGUGAUUUUCACUUUUACUUGAGUCAUGUUCUAUUAAGGUAUCUUUACUUUAACUCAAGUAUGACAAUUGGGUACUUUUUCCACCACUGCCAUUACCUAAUGUUUUCAUAGGACUGUUCCAGUGAUGUGCAAAGACUGUUUAAUUCCUUUUUAAUGUCAAACAGAACUUUCCCAGAACGUAGUUUGCAUGUUCUCAGAAUAUUCAAUAUGAAUGUUCAAGACACAUUCAUUGGGAAUGUUGCAAGGACAUUCCUGUGUCCAGUUUUCUGAGGGUUAGAAUAUUCAAUCAACGUCGUCCCACCAAACAUACACAGAGCAUGGUUGCCAUGUUCUCAGAAUAUCUAAUAUUAUAAUACGCUAAUUAUUCUAAACUGCAAAAGGGACUACUCCUACAAUUUUAUUUUCUUCAUUUUCAGGCUCGAAAGAAGCAUGCCGUCCUUUUACAUCCGGUAGACCACUUUAUAUUAAGCUGGGUUUUGGUUUUUCAGUUUUUGUGUUUGGAUUGGCACGGAUACUAUUGUGUCAUGUUAAUGACAUUACAGCAUAAUUUCGCUCCUCCUCCAGCCCUAUAAAAGGGACCCCUGACCCAUCUAAAAGUAAUUCGUAGUCAAUGACAGAAAGCAUCCACAGGCCUCUACAGGAUGUCCUGGCAUUGCAGGAGAGGAGGCUGCAUGAGGCGUUAGAUAAGCCAGGUAAUUUACAGAAAGUAUUCAUACCCCUUGAUUUAUCCCACAUUUUGUUUUGUUACAGCCUGAAUUCAAAAUGGAUUCAUUGGAUUUUUUUUCUCUCACCAACUACACACAAGUCCUGAUAAUGACAAAGUGCAAACAUUUUUUUUUGAAUUUUUUGCAAAUUUGUUGAAAUUGAAAUACAGAAAUACAGUACAAGUCAACUACUCAUUCAAGAGUUUUUAUUUUUACCAUUUUCUACAUUGUAGAAUAAUAGUGAAGACAUCAAAACUAUGAAAUAACACAUUGAAUCAUGUAGUAUCCAAAAAAGUGUUAAACAAAUGUAAAUAUAUUUUAUAUUUGAGAUUCUUCAACGUAGCCACCCUUUGCCUUGAUGACAGCUUUGCACACUCUUGGAAUUAUCUUAACCAGCUUCAUGAGGUAGUCACCUGGAAUGCAUUUCAAUUAACAGGUGUGCCUUGUUAAAGUUAAUUUGUUGAAUUUCUUUCCGUCUUAAUGCAUUUCAGCCAAUUAGUUGUGUUGUGACAAGGUAGGGGUGGUAUACAGAAGAUAGCCCUAUUUGGUAAAAGACCAAGUCCAUAUUAUGGCAAUAGCAGCUCAAAUAAGCAAAGAGAAACAACAAUCCAUCAUUACUUCAAGACAUGAAUGUCAGUCAUUGCCGAAAAUUUCAAGAACUUUCUUCAAGUGCAGUCGCAAAAACCAUCAAGCGCUAUGAUGAAACUGGUUCUCCUGAGGACCGCCACAGAAAGGAAGACCCAGAGUUACUUCUGCUGCAGAGUUAACUGCACCUCAGAUUUUAGCCCAAAUAAAUGCUUCACAGAGUUCAAGUAACAGACAUAUCUCAACAUCAAUUGUUCAGAGAAGACUGCGUGAAUCAGGCCUUCAUGGUCAAAUUGCUGCAAAAGACACCACAAUGGACAUUAGACCGAUGGAAAUCUGACAUUAGACUGGCGGAAUCUGUCCUUUCGUCUGAUGAGUCCAAAUUUGAGAUUUGUGGUUAAACCGCCGUGUCUUUAUGAGACACAGAGUAGGUGAACGGAUCAUCUCUGCAUGUGUGGUUCCCACCGUGAAGCAUGGAGGAAGUGUGAUGGUGCUUUGCUGGUGACACUGUCAGUGAUUUAUGUAGAAUUCAAGGCACACUGAACCAGCAUGGCUACCAUAGCAUUCUGCAGCGAUACGCCAACCCAUCUGGUUUGAGCUUAGUGGGACUAUACUUUUUUUUCUCAACAGGAUAAUAACCCAAAACACACAUCCAGGCUGUGUAAGGGCUAUUUGACCAAGAAGGAAAGUGAUGAAGGGCCACAUCAGAUGACCUGGCGUCCACAAUUAAACCCCAACUCAAUUGAGAUGGUUUGGGAUGAGUUGGACCGCAGCCAACAAGUGCUCAGCAUAUGUAGGAACUCCUUCAAGACUGUUGGAAAAGCAUUCCUCAUGAAGCUGUUUGAGAGAAUGCCAAGAGUGUGCAGAGCUGUCAUCAAGGCAGUGUGGCUACUUUGAAGUGUUUUUUACAUUGGAUAAAAGCAGACACGGAACUAUUAAAUGGUAUAUCAUACACUGCAUUUGAGGAACAACGGGAAAGUAAUUCUGCUUUGAAAGCUAAUACAUUUGUAUUCUCACUUAUGAGAAACGUCCUAACAGCAGCAGUCAAGCACCCAAGCUAAGUUGUCACAAUGACAUUCUAUAAAAUGGACACUUGCAAAAUGGAGUAUUUUGUUAAAACAUGUAGCUAGCUAGCUAGCUAGCUAAACAAUGAACCAUAAUCCCAACUUAUGGCGUUACUACCCUAACAGCUAACAUUAGGCUAUAACUAGCCAAGCAAAUGUCUCUGAGAUACGAAUAAUAAGAUCAUAAAUGUAACGUUUGCUAGCGAGUCAGCUAACGUUAACUAGCUAGCCAACCAUACAUUUUAACUUGAAAUUAAAAGACAAAGUCAAAAUUUUAAAUGUGUCAUAUCCUCAAAUGUAGCUAGCUAGACUAUCUUACCUGUAUACAUCAUGGUUGAACGCUUCUCCCUGUCACGGAUGCCCUGGUUGCCCUUAGUUUGAAAAUGUAAUCCGGAGACAGGUAUUUUCUCCAUUUCCUUAGCUAUCAUACUCUAAUUCCACUGAUUUCAAAACUCAGUCCUCCAGAAAGUGGAGAACAACACUUCUGCAGUUCUACUAAGCAUUAUAUAUAUUUUUAAAGCUGCGUCAGACAGGAUUACCUACACAUACUGACCAGCUCAAAUAGACAGAAGCGCGCUAUGUGGCAGACCAAUCCUAACUCAUCUCUCGGCAUGUCCAUCCCACUCAUUAUCUCAGCCAAUCAUGGCUAGCAGGAAGGUUGUCAUUUUCUGUGCUAAACCAACAAUACUUGAAAUGUAACAAUUUUAUUAGUAUUUAAAGAUUCCAUACACGUUUGUUAUUAAGGCACAUGAAAGUUCACAUGUUCCAGAAGGCAUUUCUGCCAAAAAAAAAACAUUUUGAUAAAAUAAUAUUACAUUCAAAUGGCUCGUGUGAAAACCCGCGACGUACGCCUAGUUUCCUGAAACGGUUCACAUUUAACACUUUUUGGGUUACUACAUUAUUCAAUGUGUGUUAUUUCAUAGUUUUGAUGCCUUCACUAUUACUCUACAAUGUAGAAAAUAUUUUUAAAAAUGAAGAAAAACCCUGGAAUGAGUAGAUGUGUCCAAACUUUUGACUGGUUCUGUAUCUCAUUUACAUAAGUAUUGACACCCCUAUCCAAUACAUGUUAGGAGUCUUUCUGGGGAAGUCUAAGAGCUUUGCACACCUGGAUUGAACAAUAUUUGACCAUCAUUCUUUCAAAAUUCUUCAAGCUCUGUCAAAUUAGUUGUUUAUCAUUGCUAGAUAACCAUUUUCAAGUGUUGCCAUUGAUUUUCAAUCAGAUAAGGUCAAAAUUGUAACUCGGCCACUCAGGAUUAUUCACUGACUUCUUGGUGAACAACUCCAGUGUAGAUUUGGCCUUGUGUUGUUUUAGGUUAUUGUCCUGCUGAAAGGUGAAUUCAUCUCCCAGUAUGUAACGUUGUGCACUGAGAGUCGGGAAGCAAGUUCAGGGAGUGAAUAAACAAAAUGAUAACACAAAACAAGAAACACGAACAACGCAUAGACAAGAAACAGAAAGAAUAAAGCCUGGGGAAGGAACCAAAGGGAGUGACAUAUAUAGGGAAGGUAAUCAGGGAAGUGAUGGAGUCCAGGUGAGUCUGAUGACGUGCAAUAAAAUGCUAAUGAAUUACUUAAAAAUCAUACAAUGUGAUUUUCUGGAUUUUUGUUUUAGAUUCCGUCUCUCACAGUUGAAGUGUACCUAUGAUAAAAAAAAAUUACAGACCUCUACAUGCUUUGUAAUUAGGAAAACCUGCAAAAUCGGCAGUGUAUUAAAUACUUGAUCUCCCCACUGUGAAGGUAAUCAGGGAAGAGUCUGAUGAUGCGCAGGUGCACGUAAUGAUGGUGACAGGUGUGCACCAUAAUGAGCAGCUUGGUGACCUAGAGGCCAGAGAGGGAGCACAUAUAACACAGUAUCUGGUGGAAAACAGACAAACAGGUUUUCCUCAAGGAUUUUGCCUGUGCUUAGCUCCAUGCCAUUUCUUUUUAUCCUAAAAAAACUCCCCAGUCUGUAACUAUUACAAGCAUACCCAUAACAUGAUGGAUCCACCAAUAUGCUUGAAAAUAUGGAGAGUGGUUCUCAGUAAUGCAUUGGAUUGGAUUUGCCCCAAAGAUAACACUUUGUAUUCAGGACAGUUAAUUGCUUUGCCACAUUUUUUUCAGUAUUGCUUUAGUGCCUUGUUGCAAACAGGAUGCAUGUUUUGGAAUGCUUUUAUUCUGUACAGACUUCUUUCUUUUCACUCAAUUAGGUUAGUAUUGUGGAGUAACUACAAUGUUGUUGAUCCAUCCUCAGUUUUCUCCUAUCACAGCCAUUAAACUUUGUAGCUGUUUAAAGUCAACAUUGGCCUCAUGGUGAAAUCCCUGAGUGGUUUCCUUCCUCUCCGGAAACCGACGUAGGAAGGACACCUGUAUCUUUGUAGUGACUGGGUGUAUUGAUACACCAUCCAAAGUGCAAUUAAUAACUUCAACAUGCUCAAAGGGUAGGCCGUCAUUGUAAAUAAUAAUUUGUUCUUAACUGACUUGCCUAGUUAAAUAAAGGUUAAUAAACACAUUAAUAAAAAUAAAAAGGGAUAUUCAAUGUUUGCUCUUUUUUUUACCAUCUACCACUAGGUGCCCUUCUUUGCGAGGCAUUGGAAAACCUCCCUGGUCUUUGCAGUUGAAUCUGUGUUUGAAAUGCACUACUUGACUGAGGGACCUUACAGAUAUGUGUGGGGUAUAGAGAUGAGGUAGUCACUCAAAACUCAUUAAACAAAACUCAUUAAACACUAUUAUUGCACACAGAGUGAGUCCAUGCAAUUUAUUAUGUGACUGGUUAAGCUCAUUUUUACUCCUGAACUUAUUUAGGCUUGCCACAAAGGGGUUGAACACUUAUUGACUCAAGACAUUUCAGCUUUAUAUUUUUAAAUAAUGUGCUAAAAAAAAUGUUUUAACACAAUUCCACUUUCACAAUAUGGGGAAUUGUGGGUAGGCCAAUGACAAAAACAUCUCCAUUUAAUCUAUUUUAAAUUCAAUCAAGGGGUGUGAAUACUUUCUGAAGGCACUGUACCUGACCUAACAACCCCCUCCCGGUUCUCCCUCCUAACCCCUGAGAUGUUAAAGUCUUCAUAAAUAAAAGAUGGGCUUUUAACUAAAACUGUUAUGACUUUGUCUUUUUAUUAUUAGAUUUUGUUAAAAGUUUAUUUUAGGCAGUAGAUAAUAGCCUAAUAAUAUGUAUGAAAUGCAGAGGGUAAAGUUAACAUUGGAUAUUUGUACAUCGGCAGUAACAUUGUCAGACUCACUCAGUGGGAUUAUUGGGAUUGCGCCGUAUCAACCAGCUGGUUUUCAAUGAAAACAUUGCAGACAACUGGAAAAAAAUUGAGAAGGAAUGGUGGAUUUACUGCAAUGCGGGUCUAUCGGACAAAACAAAGAGGUUCAAGUGUGCACUCUACUUAACCUGGCUGGACCGGACACCAUGGAAAAUCAUUUGUCUUUGCAGAGGAAGAGAAUCAUGAGGAGGUAUUGUUGACAAAGUUUGAACAGAUUACUGUAUGUCUCCAAGUGAAAAAUGUAAUAAUGGACAGACUCGUUAAAUUCUACAAACCGAAAACCUGAUGAAUCUAUUCAGUCCUAUACAUCUAUGCUGAAAAUACUGGCAAAGAAAUGUGAAUUUGGUCCACUAACUGAUGAACUGGUUAGAGAACAAAGUGACAAUAAACUGCUAUGAAAAAAAUUUCA